GCCUUAGACGCAGCACCAGGUAAUUUCCUCCCAGGCCUCCAUGGGCUUAUGUAUAAAGGCCCCUGGAGCUCGUCCUUGACAGACCCCAGAGCCUACAGGCCCACCCAGACCCUAGUCUGAGCCUUCUGCCCAGAGCCCCAUGAAGCUGAUGGCCCUGCAGCUGCUGCUCUGGCACAGUGCACUCUGGACCAUGCAAGAAGCCGCCCCCCUCGGCCCUGCCAGCUCCCUGCCCCAGAGCUUCCUGCUCAAGGGCUUAGAGCAAGUGAGGAAAAUCCAGGCUGAUAGCCUUGAGCUACAGGAGAGGCUGUGUGCCGCCCACAAGCUGUGCCACCCUGAGGAGCUGGUGCUGCUAGGGCACUCUCUGGGCAUCCCCCAGGCUUCCCUGGGCAGCUGCUCCAGCCAGGCCCUGCAGCUGACAGGCUGCCUGAGCCAACUCCACAGCGGCCUCUUCCUCUACCAGGGCCUCCUGCAGGCCCUGGCAGGAAUCUCCCCAGAGUUAGCCCCAACCUUGGACACGCUGCAGCUGGACGUCACUGACUUUGCCACCAACAUCUGGCUGCAGAUGGAAGACCUGGGGAUGGCCCCUGCCUCGCCGCCCACCCCAGGCACCACGCUGACCUUCACCUCGGCCUUCCAGCGCCGGGCAGGAGGGGUCCUGGUGGCGGCCAAGCUGCAGCGCUUCCUGGAGCUGGCCUACCGUGUCCUGCGCUACCUGGCCGAGCCCUGAGCAAAACCUGCCCUCAUCCAGCAUAUUUAUCUCUAUUUAAUAUUUAUGCUUAUUUAAACUUAAUAUUUAAAGACGGGGAAGAACAGAAAGGAGCCCCAGACUCCUGGGUCCUUCCCUCCACCUCCAAGUUUCAUUCUCCCGCCUGUAGCAGGGAGAAAAACUCCUAUCUUCCCGUCCCCUGGACUGGGAGGUAGUUGGUAAAUACCAAGUAUUAAUUCCUGCGACUGCUCCCUGCCUGGCCCCGAGGUGGGCACUGGAAGGGCAGUGAACCUCUACCCUGAGGGUGCCCACCUCGGGGCCCUUGGAAGCAUCAGGAAAUCUCCCACGUGGGAGACAAGACAGCCCUGUUUAAUAUUUAAACAGCCGUGUUCCCCAACUGGGUCCUCGCACCCCUUACUCCCCUCAACAUGGCCUGUGCUGCUCCCCCUCGCGUCCCGUUCACUGCAGAGGCAGCUGGAGCAGGAUGCCUGACCCUGGGGGCCCUCAAAGUUUUAAGAUUUUGAGGGGCAUGUUUCGACUCCUCGCAUGGGGAGCCCAGACAUCACCAACAUCUCUUGUUUUUCUGGAAGCACUACCAGCCCCACCCACUGGGGUCAGGGUUCUGACCUUUAGGGCCAGUGGAUGGUCCUUCUCUGCCCUGCAGCGUGGGGACUGGGACCGUGCAAGGGAGAAGAUGUGACGGGCUUGAGAGGGAAGCCCCAGUGUUCCACCUCAUUCU
Camelus dromedarius (Arabian camel) is the source of this 1445-nucleotide messenger RNA. It is a transcript of the gene CSF3, whose product is annotated as colony stimulating factor 3. The coding region runs from base 140 to 727 and encodes 195 amino acids. The record is from RefSeq and is a predicted model, not a curated record. Gene Ontology annotation, biological process: immune response; positive regulation of myeloid cell differentiation. The transcript has 5 exons. Gene Ontology annotation, cellular component: extracellular region. Gene Ontology annotation, molecular function: granulocyte colony-stimulating factor receptor binding; cytokine activity. Lineage: Eukaryota; Metazoa; Chordata; Mammalia; Artiodactyla; Camelidae.